AGGGAGUUCGGAUCCCUGCAGGGCCCAGGCGGCAGGGGAGGCGGGCCUUGUGCAGCGGCUUGGCCUCCCUCCUUCUCGCACCUGCUCCCCUGCCUGCUCGGAGGCCGAAGUUCAGCCGGCUGGAGGACGUGGAGCCUCAUGGGCGGGCGGGUGGCUGCCUCUCUCCCCCCUCCUCCCCCUGCAGGUCGGCCAGAGAAGAUGAUCCUGCGCAAGCAGCUGGAGGCCCUCAGCGUCCUGCAGUGGGUACUCACCUUCCUCUUCUUCGGCCUCUUCUUCUCCCUGCUUCUCAUCUACCUGCUCUUCACCUCCUUCUGGUCCCUGAGCGUCCUCUACUUCGCCUGGUGGAUUGUGGACUGGGAGACCCCCACUCAAGGAGGCCGUCGCAGCGAGUGGUUCAGGUGCUGGAAGCUCUGGGAGCUGCACAGGGACUAUUUCCCCAUCAAGCUAGUGAAGACGGCCGAGCUGCCCCCCACCAGGAAUUACGUCCUGGGCUCCCACCCCCAUGGCAUCAUCUGUGCGGGGGCCUUUUCUGCCUUCGCCACGGAGGCGUGUGGCUUCUCCCAGGUCUUUCCCGGCCUCAGCUCCAGCCUGGCCCUCCUCGCCGGCCUCUUCUACCUGCCCGUCUAUCGCGAGUACAUGAUGAGCGCAGGGAUGGUGCCAGUCAGCAAGAAGUCCCUGGACUUCCUGCUCCAAGCGGGGCCGGGACACGCAGUGGUCAUCGUGGUGGGAGGCGCCACAGAGUCCCUGGACUGUAACCCGGGCGAGCAGCGGGUGCAUCUCUCGGGCAGGCGAGGCUUCGUGCGGCUUGCACUGCAGCACGGGGCAGACCUCGUCCCCGUUUUCUCCUUCGGAGAGAAUGACAUUUUCCGGCAGGUGCAGUUCCCCGAGGGCAGCCGCCUCCGCCGUCUCCAGCUUCGCUUCAAGCAGCUGGUCGGCUUCGCUCCCUGCCUUUUCGUGGGGCGCAGCCUCUUUUUCAGCCGCUGCUGGGGGCUCCUGCCCCAGCCCUCCCCCAUCACGGUUGUGGUGGGGAAGCCGAUCCACGUCCCUUUGCGUCCACACCCUAAACCGCAAGAGGUGGACCACUACCACGGCCUCUACAUCCAGGCACUGCAGCAACUCUUCGAGGAGCACAAGGGCACCUGUGGCCUCCACCCCUCGCAGCAGCUCUUCAUCACUUAGGGACCCCCUCCCCAGCCAGGGAGCCAGAGGCCCCUCCCUGCUCAGGCGGGGAUCCCCUCUUCGGCCCCCCAGUCCCAAUAAAGAGUUUUACAU
Thamnophis elegans (Western terrestrial garter snake) is the source of this 1272-nucleotide messenger RNA. It is a transcript of the gene MOGAT3, whose product is annotated as monoacylglycerol O-acyltransferase 3. The transcript is spliced from 8 exons. Gene Ontology annotation, molecular function: diacylglycerol O-acyltransferase activity. Bases 139 to 1179 code for a protein of 346 amino acids. NCBI's taxonomy places the organism in Eukaryota, Metazoa, Chordata, Lepidosauria, Squamata, Natricidae. Gene Ontology annotation, cellular component: endoplasmic reticulum membrane. Gene Ontology annotation, biological process: triglyceride biosynthetic process. The record is from RefSeq and is a predicted model, not a curated record.